AUGCGGGCCCGGCCCGCGGUGCGGCUGCUGCGGCUGGGCCGGCUGCCCUACGCGGAGUCGCUGGCGGCGCAGGAGCGCUGCGUGGGGCGGCAGCGGGCGGCGGGGCCGGGCGCGGCGGGCUGGCUGCUGCUCUCCGAGCCGGCGGGGCCCGUGUACACGCGCGGGCUGCGGGGCGGCCCCGACCCGGCGGCCGAGGAGCGGCGGCUGCGGGCGCUGGGCGCCGAGUUCCGGCGGGCGGCGCGCGGCGGGCUGCUCACCUUCCACGGCCCGGGCCAGCUGCUGGCCUACCCGGUGCUGGACCUGCGGCGCCUCGGCCUCUCGCUGCGCGCCUACGUGGGGGCGCUGGAGGCCGCGGCGCUGGGCCUCUGCCGCCGCCUGGGCCUGCCCGCCGCGCGCGCCCUGCCGCCGCCCUACACCGGCGUGUGGCUGCGGGGCCGCAAGCUCUGCGCCGUGGGUGUCCAUUGUGGAAGGCAUAUAACCUCUCAUGGGCUGGCGCUGAACUGCUGCACAGAUCUUACGUGGUUUGAUCACAUUGUUCCUUGUGGACUCGAAGGGACGGGUGUCACCUCCCUGAGCGAAGAACUCCAGAGACAUGUCACAGUUGAUGAAAUCACUGAGCCUUUUCUGGACGCUUUUGAAGAAGUGUUUCAGUGCACCCUAACUUCCCAUGAGGAAUCUAUCGGAUAAAGGGCUCCGAGUGCCUCACUUACCUGUGGAAAUGUGAAUAUUUCUUUGGUGCUUUCAUGGUGUUACUAGAAAUCCAGCUUGCUUGUUCCAUCUUCCUAUCAGCAAUUAAAUACGUGUAACAAACUG
Molecule: messenger RNA, 813 nt
Organism: Emys orbicularis (European pond turtle)
Lineage: Eukaryota; Metazoa; Chordata; Testudines; Emydidae
Gene: LIPT2
Product: lipoyl(octanoyl) transferase 2
Exons: 2
Coding region: 1-687 (228 amino acids)
Biological process (GO): protein lipoylation
Cellular component (GO): mitochondrion
Molecular function (GO): lipoyl(octanoyl) transferase activity
Source: RefSeq, a predicted model, not a curated record